GAGUGCGGCGGGCAGAGACGGACAGCGGCGGAGCGGCAGGGAGUGUUUAUGGCUGCCUGCUUCGACACCACAACUUAUUUCUUGGUCUUUUUAGAGGCCGUGAAAACCAAACUGUCGCCCUACAGCCAGGGAGGAAUAUAACCGAGCCAUAGGCAUUCUUUUGAGGACGCGGUUAACUUUUAAAUGGUAAAAGGAACUCGUCAAGCGAAAUUUAACUUCAACAAUCCGCGGAUAGUUCUUAAAAAAAACAUAUAUAUUCAACGGGAGUCCAGCCAGGAUUAAAACCGUUGCCUUUUUGAUUGUUUGCGAUGAAAGCUUGAUGCAUUUCAUGGAGAAAAUUGUCAUCUGUAACUUUUUUUUCGUCAACUGUCGCACAUUAGCGUCGGCUAACGUUAGCAUGCUAGCUCGGUGCAGCUAGCGCUGCCGUGUGAAAGUCGGGACUUGACAUUCAAUCCAGGGAACUUUUUUCUCCAAUUACAAUGUAUUGCUUAAAUUUUGCAACAGCCAGAUCGUUUGCAAACGCGAAGAAGCAGCAAAAAUAGAUAUUUUAACAACUUUGCAGUAUCAGUCUGAGGCGGUUAGUGCGGGCGGUGCCUUGAGUGUUUAGUUCUGGCUGUUUAGCUCAUAUUUUCAAGAUCGUUUCGCUUCUCAGAAAUAAAAAGAUACCCCAGUGAUGCAUUUUAUGGACGUGAUAUAACCCCCUGUACCGACAGACCAUGUUGGAUUACACAGACUAACACAAGGCUCGGCCAGAGGGGCGACAGAUUUGGAUGAUCCAGUGUUUCUGGUGCAGAUGUGAACAGAGGAAGAAACAUCUGAUAUAACAAAGGCUUGCCUCAAAUCUUCCAGAGUGAUUUAUUAUUUUUGAGGAGAGGGGGGGCUUUUUUUCAUCAUCAAAAUGUCGGCCAUCUCUGCAUCCGAGAAAGUGGACGGGUUUACGAGGAAAUCCGUGAGGAAGGCGCAGAGACAGAGAAAAUCCCAGGGCUCGUCGCAGUACCGCACUCAGAGCGCCCCGUUCGAGCUGUCGCCGCUGCCGCAGCUCAAAGAUGCCCCCUCCACAGACCAGCAGGAACUGUUCACGCAGAAACUCCAGCAAUGCUGCGUCGUCUUUGACUUCCUGGACUCGGUGACAGACUUGAAGAGCAAGGAAAUCAAGAGGGCUACGCUUAAUGAGCUGGUUGACUAUGUUUCCACCAACAGAGGUGUACUGGUGGAGUCUGCGUACCCAGAGAUCACUAAUAUGAUCACUACCAACAUUUUCCGUGCUCUUCCGCCAAGUGAAAAUCCAGAUUUUGACCCAGAAGAGGAUGAACCCACUCUUGAGGCCUCAUGGCCUCACGUACAACUGGUCUAUGAGUUUCUCCUGCGAUUCUUGGAGAACCCAGACUUCCAGCCCAGCAUUGCAAAGAGAUUCAUUGAUCAGAGAUUUGUUCUGCAGCUGCUGGAGUUGUUUGACAGUGAGGACCCGAGGGAAAGGGACUUCCUAAAGACAAUCCUGCAUCGUAUUUAUGGAAAAUUCCUGGGGUUACGAGCCUUCAUCAGGAAGCAGAUCAACAACAUUUUCUUGAGGUUCAUUUAUGAAACUGAACACUUCAAUGGUGUUGCUGAACUACUGGAGAUUCUGGGAAGUAUCAUCAACGGGUUUGCGCUGCCUCUGAAGGCGGAGCACAAACAGUUCCUGAUGAAGGUGCUCAUCCCGCUCCAUACAGCUAAAGGGUUGGCCCUUUUCCAUGCCCAGCUGGCUUACUGUGUGGUCCAAUUCCUGGAGAAGGAUCCCACGCUCACAGAGCCGGUGAUUCGUGGCCUUCUGAAGUUCUGGCCUAAAACCUGCAGCCAGAAAGAGGUGAUGUUCCUGGGAGAAAUAGAGGAGAUUCUGGACGUCAUUGAACCGACACAAUUCAAAAAAAUCCAGGAGCCGUUGUUCAAACAGAUUUCAAGAUGCGUGGCCAACCCACAUUUUCAGGUCGCUGAACGAGCUCUGUAUUUCUGGAAUAACGAGUACAUCCUCAGCCUUAUCGAAGAGAACAUUGAUAAGGUCCUUCCCAUCAUGUUUGGAAGCCUGUACAGAAUCUCGAAAGAGCACUGGAACCCGACAAUUGUCGCUCUGGUAUACAACGUACUCAAGACACUGAUGGAGAUGAACUGCACUUUGUUUGAUGAAUUGACGUCAUCCUAUAAAGGAGACAGGCAACGUGAGAAGAAAAAGGAGCAGGACAGAGAUGAGUUAUGGAAGAAGCUGGACGAGUUGAAGCUCAGCAACACCACUCUGGUCCAGAACAACAGUCACGGGCCUGCCAGUGUCCAAAACAACAACAACAACAACAGUAAUAACAACAAUGAUAACUGCGCUGACCCACAUGCCAUCACCGUGGGUGACGAUAAAGAUCCUGGCAUCGCCACGGCAGCCAGCGACAGCACCCCAUGUGCCAAAUGACAGCAGACCCCAGUUUUAUGUUCAGUUACGGUUUUGACGCAGUGAUCAGGACGGUAACAACGCAAAUUAAACCUCAGCAGUAUAUUAAAUCUACUUAGAGUGACGUAAAAUACCAGCGUUCAGCGGUUCUUUGUCGGAGAAAGGAAAAUAUAUAUAUAUAUAUAUAUAUAUAUAUAUAUAUAUAUAUAUAUAUAUAUAUAUAUAUAUAUAUAUAUAUAUAUAUAUAUAUAUAUAUAUAUAUAUAAUUUCAACUUAAGACUAUUUUUGGAUCUUACUUUGUGGCUGCAGUAUAUUGUUUGUAUGUUCAAAGAUGUAUCGUGUCACAUUUAGUUUCUUCGGUGAUUUUUUUUUUUUUUUUUCUUGUUCAAUGUAUGCUAUGUGGGAAGAGAGAAAAUAAUGACUUGAAUUAAAUUUAAUACGUUUCCGAUUGUGCUCCACGUUAGAGAAGCUGAAUAGCUAUUUAAAGAUGUCUAUUUUUAAUGUGCUUUUCUCUGAUGCUGCCAAUGUUUGGGUUAAAACCGUUACAGAGGAGGUUUGUUGGGGAUUUUUGUGCAGGUGGGACCAGCUCCAUAAAUGUAUAGAAACCAUAUAUACAGUAUAUAUUUAUACAGAGACCUGUUUAUAUAAAGUCAAGGACUGAUGUGAGGACCAGAAGAAGCCUGGAGGCAAUUGCCUCGUUUAAAGUAAAAACAGUAAUUGAAAGAAAGGGGGAAAAAAAACAAGAUCAAAAGUGAUAAUCAGUCAAAUGAAUUGCACACUCAAGAGUGAAGACUCUAGAAGUGACAAUGCUUUAAAUUAUGCAUUAGGAAUUAUGGUCAAUAUCAUUUUUGAGGGUUUUUCUUUGUGUUUCAGGUGUUGGUAGUUACCUACAUUUAUACAAUUAUUCACACUAAAGUAUCGAGAAAGGGCUUUGAGAAAAUGAAGUGUUUUUGACUUACAGUAACUUGACUUAGUUCAGCAUAUAGAGAAAAACGUUUUCCCUGAGAUUGAAAAAAAAAAAUCUACUUAGGAGCACCUUAAAUAAAAGCUUGCUGUUUGUUUUUUGUAUAAUUUUCUCUUCUUUUUUUUCUUCUUCUUCUUUCCAAAUGCUGUAUUGUUUAAGAGUUUAUGUGGUAAACUCCUGGAAAGUCAAAACUGUUGAAUCUCAUUAAAGUCACACAUAAUUGUUUGUUGACUUAUCUUUUAAGAAAGCAAAUAUUUACCAAAAUGAUGAACAAUUCCUUUAAAAUGGCUGAUUUGAAAAAAAAAAUGUAGACAAAUAUGUAUUUCAGAGUAUUUGAUGAGACUUAUACUUUGAAUUAUUAAUUGAGGGGAUGCAGGAUGCGGUUGAGUUUAUAUCCAUUAUACAUAUAUAUAUAUAUAUAUAUAUAUAUAUAUAUAUAUAUAUGUAUGUUAAGUUUAGGGGCUGCUUGAGGGGAAAUGCCACUUGGCAUUAGAUUUUAUGAACAGUAUAUUCUCUGUGAUUAAGGAAAGUGUUAUUAUUGGUUAUAGAAACUGAAUGGUUCUCAGAGAUUUAAAAAAAAAAGUUUGUCUGAGCACUUAUCUGGCGUUUGAUAAUGCACAAGCUUGUUGUGUACCAAGGAACUCUUUGAAAUGUCAUUACCAGACAAAGCGUUGUGAUGCUGAGAAAAUGUUGACAGGAAACGAGUAAAAAGAGGAAUUCUUGACCAUCAAUGCCUGUUCGCUGUUUCUGCUCUGCAGGUGUUGUAAUGUUUUUGAUGUUGAGUGCUGAUAAAUGUGGUCAUUAACUUAACUCUGACUGUCAGAGAUUGUAGGAGUGACUUCUGGGAGCUUUUUUAAAAUCGGACCUUCAGGUCUGAACCUCGGCGUCUGCUCUGUUUGCUUUCUUUUUUUUUCAGUUCAUCUGUUAGGUCCAGUCUUUUCUGAUGCCUUUCUGUCAGUCCAGCAUUCCAGCCUCUGAGAACUUUAAGGAAACUAUGUGGGGAACCUGUUUUGUAAUCACAGAUCUUGUAUAGGUUUCACCAUCAAAUAAAGUCUACUUUAUCUUUCUAUUAA
Cololabis saira (Pacific saury) is the source of this 4450-nucleotide messenger RNA. RefSeq names its product protein phosphatase 2, regulatory subunit B', alpha isoform (gene ppp2r5a). The coding region runs from base 899 to 2434 and encodes 511 amino acids. NCBI's taxonomy places the organism in Eukaryota, Metazoa, Chordata, Actinopteri, Beloniformes, Belonidae. Gene Ontology annotation, biological process: signal transduction; protein dephosphorylation. The record is from RefSeq and is a predicted model, not a curated record. Gene Ontology annotation, cellular component: protein phosphatase type 2A complex; nucleus; cytosol. Gene Ontology annotation, molecular function: protein phosphatase activator activity. The transcript has 13 exons.